UGUGGCGUGCGGAGCGGGGGCUCGGGGGAGUGGGAGCGGGAGCGUUGUGGCACCGCGGCUCUGCGCGCAGCGUGCACGUCCCUCCUCGGGAGCGGGCCCCGUGCCUUCCCCCCGGCAGCUGCCGCGGUAGCGCUCCCACAAACGCUCCGACGCAGGGCGGCGUGCUGCUGCAGCUCUUGUUUGCGGGCAGAAAUCUGUUUUAAGAGCGCCUGGGCGAGCGGAGUUGUUCCACAUGGACGUGUCAGUGACGUGUGUGGGUACGAGGUGACCGUACCGCUCGCCCUGCUGCUGCACGCCAGCGUAUGUUUCCCACAGCCAAAACGUCUCCAGAAUGCCUCCGGGAUUCCCUCCGUUUGUGUCAAAGUCGCUGUAUUUUUUCAUGGGGAAUCUUGUUUUUUGUAUUUUCUGUGGAAAGAAAGCACCACGUAAGCUCUGAGAAGCACGAGGGCCGCUCAGAGCGGUGCAUUGAGCUCGCCGUCCUUGGAAGAGCAGUGUGAUGGAUGUCCUGCGACCCACCCUGGUCAGGAUCGGUGGGCGAGUGUACAGGAAGAACAUCAUUCACGAGCAGGUCCAGCAGCAAGAGGAGGAGGAGAACUUCUACACAGGGCCCAGUGACUGUGCGGACGAACCAUGCGAUGCCUUUGUGGUGGAAGAGACUGAUAAAGGCUUCCAGUGCAGAGUGGAGGUUCCCAGCCCCUUAUACAAGUGAGCCUAUGGGGUUCUGGUUUCUGUACAUAAUAGGGAAGAAAGGAGAAACCAAGAAGAGAAUAGAAACAGAGACUCGAACCUCAAUCAGCAUUCCCAAGCCUGGAUUGGAAGGAGAAAUUGUGAUUACAGGACAGCAGCGCGGCGGUGUCAUCUCGGCCCGGACGCGCAUCGAUGUUCUUCUCGACAGCUUCCGUAAGAAGCAGCCCUUCACGCACUUCCUGUCCUUUGCCCUCAACCAGCCCGUCGUCCAGGAGAAGUUCCUGCAGUUCAAGGAGGAGGUGCUGGAGAAAUGCUCACAGGAUCACGGGGUCAGCAGCAGCCUGUUCCAGAACCCUGCAAAGCUCCACCUGACUCUGGGGACGCUGGUGCUGCUGAACGAACAGGAGAUCCAGAGAGCGUGUGACCUCCUGCAGCAGUGCAAAGAGGACUUUGUGGACCAAAUUACGGGAGGCAAACCCCUGAGUGUGGAGGUGGCCGGGGUGGAGUACAUGAACGAUGACCCUGCCAUGAUGGAUGUCCUUUACGCCAAAGUCCACAUGAAGGAUGGCUCAGACAAGCUGCAAGUGAUUGCUGAUCAGCUGGUGGAGAAGUUCGUGGCCUCUGGUCUGAUGCUUAGGGAAUGGGAUAGGGUGAAACUGCACGCUACUGUCAUGAACACGCUCUUCAGGAAAGACCCAAGUGGUGCUGAAGAGCGAAGCAGCACAGUGUCUGGUAAAUCAUCCUUCAAGGAGCGGGAGUCGUUUAAUGGGCGAAACAUCCUCAAGCUCUUCGAGAACUUCUCCUUCGGUGAGGUGCAGCUGGACGCGGUGCUGCUCUCCCAGCGCUACUCCUCGGAUGCCUCCGGGUACUACGGCACAGCGGGUCGGCUGCUGCUGCACUGACCGAGGGCUGGUGGCAGGGCCCCUGUGGGCUCUUUGCCACACGACUGAUGGAGAACAGCGGCUACGCGCGGCUCAGGGGGACCUUCUGCCUUGUAGCACAGCCAUGCUGCCGGGGGGAGCCUGGGGCUUAGCGGGGCUGUGGGAUCCCCCCACACCACUGGGCUGCAGUGAGGGCUCAUCAGCAGCGUGCCUGCUCGGUGUCGGCCUGCAAAUAAAGGCGUUCCGUUCACAGGCAA
Molecule: messenger RNA, 1825 nt
Organism: Gallus gallus (chicken)
Lineage: Eukaryota; Metazoa; Chordata; Aves; Galliformes; Phasianidae
Gene: ASCC1
Product: activating signal cointegrator 1 complex subunit 1
Exons: 10
Coding region: 501-1589 (362 amino acids)
Biological process (GO): regulation of DNA-templated transcription; DNA alkylation repair
Cellular component (GO): nucleus
Molecular function (GO): RNA binding
Source: RefSeq, a predicted model, not a curated record